AUGUCGCAGUGGGUCUGCUGCAACGCCUGCUUUCUUCCACCUUCAUCCGAGCUUCGAAUGGCGCUCACCUCUUGCGGCCAUGUCGUAUGCAGUGUUUGUUACAAAAAAGGUAAACAAGGCAGGUGUUUGAUUUGCAAAGACAAAUGUCAAGUGAUCCCUCUCACUGACCAAAGCCGCACGGAAGUGAAGGAGCUCUUCUCCCAAGUCAAGGUUGCUGCAAAGAAACAGUUGUCAGAGAUUAAAAAGGUUGCAAUGUUCCAAGUCAAACAUAGUAAAAAAUUGGUGGCAUACUAUCAGAAAAGGAACGAGAAAUUGGAGGCGGACUGGGUUAAGAUGAAGCAGGAAAUGCAGAAGAUGAACAAGAAGAUGAAUGAACAGAGUGCAUACAUUGCUAAACUGGAAUAUUCAGUUCAAAGUUUGAAGUCGUCGUCAUCAUCGAUGGGCCAAACCUCCCAAAGCUUGCACGGAAAACAAGUCCCGCAGAUGCUGUUCAGUUCUCCCAUGCCACUCUCCAAGCAUUCCUCAUCCUGCAACAUCAGUGGUGACAACACGGACAGGGAUGAACAAUUGAGUUUCUUACGUAAACCUCCACGUGCCCCCAGUUUGUCACUGUUCAGUCCUCUACAUGACGGAGGCAUGGGCACAAUUCCUCACAGGACGUCCAGCCAAAUGACCAACCACCUCACAUUCAGUCAGUGGUCGAGGUCGCCGACGACGCCCGGCGUGUUGUUUGGACCCAAGUCCAUUUGGAAUUCGCCCAUGUUCUAGCCCUUCCGGGACUACCCUGCUCCCUAAAAGCAGGUCCAUACAUACCCAACUGGAUGCUUAUGACUACUUAUUUUCCACUUCCUCUGAGAAAGGGAGAACACCAGCACCUGUCCUAUUCACGCAUUUAAACUGGGAUUUCGUGAACAAUAAAUACUGUUUACUGGCAUCGACACAUCAAAGGAGGCCCAGUAACUCUGUGUUUUUGUGUGCGUGUGUGCGUGCGUGCGUGUGCGUGCCUCUAUGACCUCAGUUGCACAAGUGAAGGCAAGGAGUAAAAGCGUGGAAAUAGAAACGUGAUAUCACCCAAAGUCACGGCAGGAAGGAAAAGAUGAUGGCGGCGGCAGAUUGAUGCGCUCAGACACGUCCACCAUUUCUUCCAUUGUCCUCGCUUGUCAGCCAAGUGAAUGGCGUCUAUUGAGGGAGGCUCAGGUGUGACUGUGUAUGUGUGCACAUGGGUUCCAGGUCU
Syngnathus typhle (broad-nosed pipefish) is the source of this 1234-nucleotide messenger RNA. Its product is annotated as probable E3 SUMO-protein ligase RNF212. Bases 1 to 768 code for a protein of 255 amino acids. Gene Ontology annotation, molecular function: SUMO transferase activity. The transcript is spliced from 12 exons. Gene Ontology annotation, biological process: protein sumoylation; reciprocal meiotic recombination; homologous chromosome pairing at meiosis. The record is from RefSeq and is a predicted model, not a curated record. Lineage: Eukaryota; Metazoa; Chordata; Actinopteri; Syngnathiformes; Syngnathidae. Gene Ontology annotation, cellular component: synaptonemal complex.